AUGUCGGAUUAUGUUCGCGAUGGUCCGAGACCGUUCGAGGAGGAACCCACGAGCGACUUCAAUUAUCCCUGGGCCGCCGCCCCGGACAUCAUCCGCGCAAACCAGAAGGACGCCUAUUUCCAGUCAGUACUGCUGAGCCAACUGUCAUCGGUCAUUCGAUCUCUAUAUGGAGCUCGAACCGAACACAAAUGGUCGCGCGAGGCCGGCGUCUUUACCGAGCUGCUCUAUCUCGGCCUCACUACCUUCAUCGGCAACCGAACCCUAGGAGAGGAGUACUGUGAUAUCGUCCAAGUCGAAGACGACACGCAUAGCCUUCCUUCUGUCGUCCGUCGCGGAGGAUAUAUCAUCUCCAGCGUCUUGCUGCCCUAUGUUCUGACGCAUUUCCUGCCGGCACUACGCCGUCGUUUGCGCUCGAAACUGGAGAAGACUCUAUACCGAUCUCAUCGGAGGAGAGUUUCGUCGCCGACGCGCCGCAGCCAGCCUCCGAACCGUCUUCACCAGAUUCAGGAGUACGUGCUCAAGCAUCUGGACUCAGUCACCUCGCCGGCCCCAAUCUAUGCCGUGAGCCUGGCCAUUUUCUACUUCAGCGGAGCAUACUACCAGCUGAGCAAACGCAUCUUCGGUCUGCGAUAUGUAUUCACUCGUAAGCUCGAGGAGAGCGAUCAGCGAGCCGGCUACGAGGUGCUCGGCGUCUUGCUCGUCGUGCAGAUGGUCGUGCAGACGUAUCUCCAUCUACAGGACACCUACGAGACCGCCCAGCAGCAACUCAGUGUUCCAGCACCCUCGGCAGCUGACGUCCUUGAGAACCAAGGCGAACCAGGGCACGACGAUCCCUUCACCACACCGCCGCUGCUCUUCAACGCUCCGGCGCCGCGAGGUCUUGAUCCUGAGGCGACGCGCCAACGCAUUUCCCACAUGACCAACACGCCGCUGGCCACAAAGCCGCGAGUCGAUCUCCGCGGCCCGGAACCCCUGCAGUGGAUCGAGAGUGGACCUCAGCGAAAGUGUACGCUUUGUCUCGAAGGCAUGAAGGACCCGUCCGUGACGACGUGCGGGCAUGUCUUCUGCUGGAGCUGCGUCACGGAAUGGCUACGCGAGCAGCCCAUGUGUCCACUCUGCCGACAGAGUGCUUUACCGCAACAUGUCCUGCCUCUACGAGGUUGA
This is a messenger RNA of Dissoconium aciculare CBS 342.82, 1164 nucleotides long. RefSeq lists its product as uncharacterized. Gene Ontology annotation, molecular function: zinc ion binding. The record is from RefSeq and is a predicted model, not a curated record. NCBI's taxonomy places the organism in Eukaryota, Fungi, Ascomycota, Dothideomycetes, Mycosphaerellales, Dissoconiaceae. Gene Ontology annotation, cellular component: peroxisomal membrane. The coding region runs from base 1 to 1164 and encodes 387 amino acids. Gene Ontology annotation, biological process: protein import into peroxisome matrix. The transcript has a single exon.